Effrenium voratum is the source of this 2398-nucleotide messenger RNA. Lineage: Eukaryota; Dinophyceae; Suessiales; Symbiodiniaceae. The record is from the annotation of a GenBank genome assembly.
UGGGUUGUUCCACCGCAGAUUUGAUUGGGCCAUGCAGCUUCGCAUCGUGGUGACUGGUGAUACCAACAGUGGCAAGUCGACAUUGAGCAAUGCGGUGAUAGGCAGCGAGCUACUUCCGACCUCCAACCAGAGCGAGACCUCCGUCAUCACCUACGUGGUCCCGCAGCAGGUGGGUGAAGGCAACGACUCGAAGCCCGUGCUGCGUUGCUACGGAGGCGCGGACCUCGAGCCGGUGGAGGGCACAGAGGAGGUCCGACAACGGCUGCACGAUCUGAACCUCCGCGCCAGAGCUGCUUUGGGCGUCCAGUGCGUCGAAUGCCGACUGGAAUGCCCCCUGCGGGACUCGUUGAAUGUCUUCCAUCCUCCAGCUGCUGAAUGGCAAGAUGUCCAGUUCUUGGACAUCGGAGGCGCAAACGAGAUCCUGAACCCGGCUGUCCAGGUCUGUUCGGACUUGGCGUACGCUUUGUCACACAGACUCAUCGUUUGCAUCCGGCACGAUCAGAUCACCUCCAGGGCAACUCAGCAGCUCUUGCUGGACAUCAGGUGCAAGGCACCUUAUCACUUCAGCGACGAGCUGGCGAGGAGAGACAUUUGUCCUCUGAUCUUGGCCAUCACACAGGUGGACCAAGUACUGGACGCAGCUCCUGGGGAGUCCUGGGAGGUUCUCCGGCAGAGCCUGCGCGCGGUGCUGCAUGCGACGCUGGCGGAUUGCGGGGAACUGACGCAGGUCAUACCCAUCGUGAUUCUGAGCGCGAAGAAUUCCCUGCAGAAUCUGCUCACAGGUGGCGACCAGCCACAAUUUGAGUGGAACACCUUUGAGGAACUGCUGAUAAACACUGCGGGCUUGAAGAGAGAUAUCGUGCGAAACAGCAAGGUUCGCAGGGCCGCGUUUAUCCACGAGCUCCUGCAGGCAAACCUUGUGCCCUUCCACGAGGAGUGGCCCUAUCACGCGCAGUGCCUUUGGCACUCCCGCCGCGACUUGGGCAAGAAAUUGGCCAUCGGCGGCGCGGUGGCCGCAGGCUCUGUGGGCACCGCUGUGGCCUUCGGCGUCUUCCUCUCCGCCUCCUCCGCCGCUGCCGUGGCGGCCGCCGAGGCCGGGGCCGCCUCCGCCGAGGCAGCUGCGGCGGCGGCUGCUGCGAACUCCUGGUGGGCCUGGGCCUUCGGUUUCGGGCAGAUGUCGGCAGCGGCCUCUGCGGCGGCUGGAGCGGCGACCACGGCGGAGGCGGCGGCGGCCACGGCGGCAGCCAGCGCCGGCGCCUGGGGCCUGGGCAGCGCGCUGGCCGGGGUCUCCACGGCGCUAACGGUCGCAGCCGGAUCUUCUCUUGUGGCCUCAGAGGGCGUGAGCAGCGUCGCCGGCAUGGCGGUGGUGCACGCAUCUGCCGUCCGCGUGCGGGACGUGCGGAUGGCCUUCCGGUGCUUCAAGCCCUCCGCCUCGGCGGAGCGCAUCAAAGCGGGGAAGACCUACCGAGAUGUUCUUUUCUACCCCGACGGCACAGCAACCUGGAGCCCGUUACAGCCGCUAGGCUCCAUGAUGCAUCCCUUCCUGCUCUUGAACAAAAAGACCUCAGCCUACCUCACCUUCGAUGGAACCCAGGUGUUUGCGUCAAGUGCUCGCGACAGGCCUGGUCAGCUCUGGUGGGCGGUGCCGGAAAGCCCGGCCGGCGAUGUCUUCGUUCUACAAAACGCGGAUCACUUGUGCAACCUGCGGGUGGAGGAUCCGGCCUGGUUUUCGCCGGACCGGCGGAAGGCCAUCAGGUGCACGGCAGAGGUGCCGGGCCAGAGUUGGAAGGCUGAGCCCUGCGAGGAGGGCUGCAUUCGGCUGCAGAACUUACAGCAUGGGCAAUACCUCUACUACGAUGGCUUCUUUACGGGCGCCUUCGAUGAGGCCCAUCCAGAUCAAAAUUGGCAAGUGCUGCCUCAGGUGCCCUUCUACCUCGGUGGUUUCAAGGAGACUGCCAUGUCAGGAAAGGGCCAGUUCUUUUGGCCCAACGGUGCGCCUUUGUUCAAGGGACAUCUGAAGGGUGGCAAGCUGCUGGAUGGUUUUGUCUUCGAUGAGCGCUGCAUUUGCCAUGGGCACUUCAGCUUCACCGAGGACGGCCCCAUCCUCGAGGGCUUGCAGCCAGACGAGGCUGUGGAAGGGCAAACCGCCUGCCUUUUGUGCGAGCAGCCCAGCAUGGCGACCAUGGGCAAGGCGCUGAAGCCCUGCAACCACGCGGGCACAUGCGAAGCAUGUGCCACAAAAGUUCGCGAGUGCCCUUAUUGUCGCACGCCAAUCGAGGGGGUGCACAGAGUGAUGUGAUUGCGGGAAUCUAGGAAUUUGCCUUUCGUGGGCGUUAUUUUGCUGCAGGCUAUGGUUCAUGACGGCAAUGUACAUAGUUGGCAUGCACAAAUCCAACAG